AUGCAGCCGUGGCGGGACCUCAUGCAGCGCAUCCGCGCGAUCGCGCCGGCCGACACGCCCGCUGCGUACCUGAAUGCUGUGCACACGUUCAACGAGGCCAACAUUGGCCACAAGUUGCCCGACCUCGUACUGCUGAUGACCAAUCUGCUGGCGGAAGACUUUGUCAAGAUGCAGAAGAGCCCGGUCACGUGGCCCUACUGGCUCGGCGCAGUUGUUCUGGGGGCCGUCGCUGUGGGGUGUGCCGUCGCGACGACCGCUAGUGCCGCCGAGGUGGCUGGAGCCCUCGUCGGCGCCGCUGCGGCACAGUUCAGAUCGACGAAGUCGGCGGGGCCAUCCUUCGGGCAACUCUUUGGAUCGCUCAUCGCCUUGAUUGCAGGCGGCUUUGGCAGCUACGGCGCCUCGUGGAGCGCGCUUGCGAUCCAUCUCAAGACCGAAUCCUUUCGCACCGCGUCAAGCGCCUACUCGGACCAGCUCAAGAAGAUGGCAUCCUCCAUGGGCCUGCAUGACGCACCGCCGACGACGCGGCUCUUGGAGACGCAGCUGGCGGCAGUCGAGCUGCCCAACGAUGCGAAGCAACGGCCGCUCUUCGCCGCCUUCUCGAAGGUGAUGCAGACGCUCGUUCGACUCGAAGAGGCGUGUAAAGCCAUCGUCUUUAUCGUGCUCAACGGCGACCAGCACGUCGGCAAGUCGUGGUUCAUUCGAGCGCUCAACAGCACGCGACAGGAGGCCCGCGAGUCGACGACCUCGCCAAGUUUCUUGCGCUACGCGCCAAUGGCCGACGACCCGACCCGUAAGGUCUACCUCAUCGACAUACCUGGCAACAACACGUUGAACGAAGUCCAGGCGCAGUACACGGCCGGCCUCCACGGCGUUGGCACCAUUGGCAUUAGCCUCCUCCAGUUUGACAAGACGCCGCACGUGUUGCCCGCGGCGGCCAUCCGCAGCGCGUUUAAUGGCUGUGACUGCGUCCUCCUCUGCCUCAACAAGGUCGCGGGGCUGGGCCUCGACCUCGCGACCGAGCUCGAAGAGGGCGAGUCGCUCGUGAUCCCACCCAUCGUCGAGACGUGGCAGCAGCAGUUGGAGCUCAACGGCAUCGACUUCUCGAGCGGCAAGUUUUACCUCAUGGCGACCGAAAUGCACGGCUCCAGCAAGGCAGAGACCUCGAAGAUGACUGCGCGCCAGCGCAGCCGGUUGAAGGAGGACAUCGAAGACAACCUGGAAGCGGUCCGCGUCAACGGCGGCCAAACCACAAUUGACGUCGUCAACUGGAUCCGCGACCAGGUCGACCGCAUCAUUCAGUCCCGCUCGUCGUCGUAG
This is a messenger RNA of Saprolegnia parasitica CBS 223.65, 1317 nucleotides long. RefSeq lists its product as hypothetical. Lineage: Eukaryota; Oomycota; Saprolegniomycetes; Saprolegniales; Saprolegniaceae. The transcript has a single exon. The record is from RefSeq and is a predicted model, not a curated record. Bases 1 to 1317 code for a protein of 438 amino acids.